Messenger RNA from Panicum hallii, 3923 nucleotides. RefSeq names its product protein STICHEL-like 4. The transcript is spliced from 6 exons. Bases 411 to 3686 code for a protein of 1091 amino acids. The record is from RefSeq and is a predicted model, not a curated record. Lineage: Eukaryota; Viridiplantae; Streptophyta; Magnoliopsida; Poales; Poaceae. Gene Ontology annotation, cellular component: nucleus; DNA replication factor C complex; DNA polymerase III complex. Gene Ontology annotation, molecular function: DNA binding; DNA-directed DNA polymerase activity; DNA clamp loader activity. Gene Ontology annotation, biological process: DNA-templated DNA replication; DNA repair.
UAGCCUCUCCCAAUGGUGGCCGAGCCAUCUGGAUGCCGACUGUCUGCGAGUGAGCUACCCGGCUACCCCAACCACCAGCCGGCGGGCAACGGCCGAGCCGCCGAACGGCAAUCCUGAAAUCCACAGAUCGGCCGUGGCAGCCGUGCCCUGCUGUCCCCUACUCCCCUACGCCUAAGCCGCGGACGCGACGUCGCAGGCGCACAGCCAGUCCCGCACCCGCCCCGAGGGAGAGGGGGCCGCGCCCACCUCGCCUCCAACUUGGCCACCACCAUCCCCAUCUCGGCCUUGCCGUGGAACGUGACGCCACUCUCGAGUCCCCAGCGGAAGCGCUCAUCGUCAGUAGCCUGUAGCCCCGAAAUGGUCUAGCCGGAAAGAGGGAGAGAGGCGGGGGGAGAGUUCGAAUCCGCGCAAUGCCGGCGCCGGCACCGCCAGACCGGACGACGGCGCCGGUGGCGGCGGGGAGCGGCGGCGGAGGAGGAGACCACCUCCGCGGCCACGCGCACCUGACCAGCUGCAUCCACCUGCGCCACCACCACGCGCACGGCGCGUCCGGGCGGAGGCGCAGCCCGACGGGAUCCUCCGCCUCGGCGUCGGCCGCGCUGAUGCGGGACCUCCUCGCCCUGCAGCGCUCGCGCUCGCUGCGGGACCCCUGCACCCGCCGCUCCGUCGACUCCGCGUCCAACAACAACAACAGCAGGGUCGCCGCCGACCCCGACCCCGACGACCACUCCCGCCGCGGCGCUCUCAAGACGCUCCUCGACCAGCUCGCGGAGAACCCGCACCCCAAGCCCGCCCGCCGGCCCCGCCGCCGCUUCAGGCGUGGGGCCGGCCGGCGCGCCGCGCCCGCUGCGGCCGCCGCCGGCGCUCUGGACCGCCCUGCCGCCGCGCCGCGCGUCUCCGCCAACUCCAGCUCCCAGGAGGCCGUCUGCGGCAACAGGUACCUCUUCGGCGCCGGCGGAGCGGACGGCGACGGCGGUGGCAAUGAGCUCAUGCAGCAGCAGGUGUCGCAGGAGUCGCGCAACGUGUGCGGCAUCCCAUGGAAUUGGUCGCGCAUCCACCACCGCGGCAAGUCCAUCCUCGACAUGGCCGGCCGCAGCCUCUCGUGCGGCCUCUCCGACCCCAAGUCGGCGUCGGCGGCGCGGAGGUCCGAAGCCGCCACCUCCGCGGCCUCGUGCGGUAAUAUGAACGGGUCGCGUUCGCACCCGCAUUUCCCGGUUACCGCGAGGCUGACCUCCUCGACGAGUUCAGAUUCGGACUCUCUGCCCCUGCUUGUCGACGGCGUGCGCAACGGCGUCGGUGGCAUUUCUAGUAGCUUCUCUGGGGAGCUCGGGAUCUUCUCCAAGAGUAGCGAGCUGGAUUCUGACAUUGCAUCCGAGGCACGGUCAGGGCAGAGGUCACGGGGCUCGCACCGUGGUCGGCACCGGAGCUUGACACAGAAGUAUGCUCCAAGGACUUUCAAGGACGUCGUUGGGCAGAGCUUGGUGGUGCAGGCGCUGUCCAAUGCCAUUCUGAAGAAAAAGAUUGGACUGGUGUACGUCUUCUACGGACCACAUGGCACAGGCAAGACCUCGUGUGCCAGGGUAUUCGCAAAGGCCUUGAAUUGCCAUUCUGCUGAGCACCCGAGGCCCUGUGACUCAUGUGCCUCUUGUAUUGCACACAAUCUGGGCAAGAGUAGGAGUUUGUUGGAGAUUGGACCGGUGGGUAACAUUGAUCUGGACAGCAUUGUGGAUAUCCUCGAUAAUGCGAUGCUUUCGCCCAUGCCAUCCCAGCACAGGGUGUUUAUAAUUGAUGAUUGCAACACAUUGCCGCCUGAUACAUGGAGUGUCAUAUCCAAGGUCGUCGAACGUGCCCCGCGGCGUGUAGUUUUUAUUCUCAUCAGCCCCAAUCUCGAUCUCCCUCAUAUAAUUGUGUCAAGGUGCCAAAAGUUCUUUUUCCCCAAGCUGAAGGAGUGCGACAUUAUCAACACUUUGCAGUGGAUUUCUACUAGUGAAGGUCUGGAUGUUGAUCGAGAUGCAUUGAAACUUAUCGCUUCCCGGUCAGAUGGGUCACUGAGGGAUGCAGAGAUGACUCUGGAUCAGUUGAGUUUGCUUGGACAGAGAAUUUCGAUGUCGCUUGUUCAAGAACUUGUUGGCUUGGUUUCUGAUGAGAAGUUGGUUGAUUUGCUUGAUUUGGCACUAUCUGCUGACACAGUGAACACAGUGAAAACCUUGCGAGAUAUCACCGAAACAGGUGUUGAGCCAUUGGCCCUGAUGUCUCAACUUGCUACAAUAAUCACUGACAUCCUUGCUGGCACCUAUACAUUCACUCGAGAAAGAGUGCGAAGAAAAUUCUUCAAAUGUCCAACCUUAUCAAAGGAUGAUAUGGAAAAGCUACGCCAGGCCUUGAAAACACUCUCUGAAGCAGAAAAACAGUUGAGGGUCUCUAAUGACAAGAUGACCUGGCUUACAGCUGCUCUGCUUCAGCUUGCUCCUGAUAAACAGUAUAUAUUGCCAAGUUCAUCCCCAAGUACGAGUCUUAAUCGGGGGCUGCUUACCCGCCCAGAGGGAGACAUGGCAAGGAACUCUGCUAUGGAUCAUAGUGAGAUAUAUGCUGGUACCCAUGGCUUACCAAGAGGAUCUGAUCUUGGAAAUCAGCAGUAUAGAGAUGUUAAUCUAGUGGCUGGUUCCAGCAACAAUAUGGUAAGCAAUUACCAUGCUGGAAGGAGACCUGGGGAACAUACUCCAGACAGCCAUGUGUUGUCAACGGGCGCUAAUAGAGUGAAUGGAGGAUCUAGGUACAGCAAAACUGACAGUGAAAUGAUUUGGCAGGUUGUGUUAGAUAAUGUUCAGUCAGACUCAUUAAGAAAAUUGCUGGCUAGAGAGGGUCGACUGAUUUCCGUCAGCCUAGGCACAGCUCCAACUGUCCAAUUAAUAUUCAGCUCUCGUGUAAAUAAGUCCAAAGCUGAGAAGUAUAGGGGCCAGAUUCUGCAGGCAUUUGAAUCUGUUCUUUCUUCUGCUAUAAUUCUUGAAAUCCGGUAUGAAUCAAAGGAUGAUCUGAUAGCAGGUCAUGCUCCAGUAAAUUUUCCCUACCCUGAGGAUGGCUCAAAUAUGGUAUUGAGGAGGUCUUUCACUAAACAUAGUUCAGUUUCUUCUGGAGGCGAGAAUUUAAUUACGAGGCUUCAAAAAGACAAUGUGGUCCAGGGUGGUAGCUCAAAUCAGACACGCUGGAUGCAAUCUGAUCCACACAUAUUGACUGAAGGCGAAAUUAUUGAAGUUGGAUCUCACAUGGAUUGGCGGGCUGAACCAGAUAACGGGAUUGUUAUGUCAAUCGAAAGACAAAAGGGCGCCUGGGGAGAAUGUUUGUCAUCACAGAACCAAGAAGUUCCUCGAAGAGGAAAAAAUGUGAAUAAUGAACAUGGUCGGCAAAAGAACAUUGUAAGAGGCAAGGUAUCCCUUGCUCAUGUUAUUAACCAGGCAGAAGCUUGUUCUCAACAAAGUGGCUGGUCUAGACACAAAGCUAUAUCGAUUGCAGAAAAGCUAGAACAAGAUAAUUUGAAAUUGGAGCCUAGAUCCAAUUUGCUUUGUUGGAAAGCUUCAAGCACUUCCAGACGGAAGCUGUCCGCACUGAAGAUCAGGACACGAAGAUCACGAGCUUUAUCAAGGAUUGCCUUGUGCGGAAGGUGCAUUCCGGUGAGAUCUCCAAGAUGAAACGUUGGGGGCGGUUGCCCCAGACUUACACGUAGCUAACUUAGUUGGGAUCCGUUACUUGUUCACUGUAGCUGUAGCAGAAAUUUGUAGGCGCUGGUGCUAUUCUGUACUAGUAUAUAGUGCUAGUGUGUAACAUGUAGGGUGAGAGAAACAUCAUAGCCCAUUCUUUUCCGUGGAACACUAGGAAUAAUUGCUCCAGGAUCUUUUUUCUGAUGUGAAGCCAAGCCAUUGCCGUAA